AUGAUCCCACAAUAUAAAGUCACUUCCACCACCAGAGAAACAAAUGUUCAAAACAGCUGUCAAAACUCUGCCACUUCUGCAUCAACGGUUGUUGAUCCUCAAACCUCUGCCACCUCAUCUAGUCAAACCACUGCUGACAAAAGUCCAUCCUCUGUGGAUAAAAGUCAACCCAUUUUUACCCCCAUUCCACCCAUACCUCCACCUCCGUUCCAAAUAGAUGUUGGCUCUUCAAAAUUGCCAAUAGAUGUUAGCUCAGAUGAUUCACAUCUACAGCCUUCAUCUCUCAAUGCCAUCAUUCCAUAUAAGGGAGAUCUAAUGUACCUUAAAAGUCAUCCACCAGACCAAGUUAUUGGAAACAUCAAUAAAGGGGUGCUCACAAGAACAAAUCCUGCUGAAUUGUUUGACUUAGAUAAAUUUACAUUUGAAGAUGUGUCUGUCAAGACUAACCAUGCAGGUACACCACAGUCUUCCCAUCAAGAUAACGUAUUUGACAUUAUGAUCCCACAAUAUAAAGUCACUUCCACCACCAGAGAAACAAAUGUUCAAAACAGCUGUCAAAACUCUACCACUUCUACAUCAACGGUUGUUGAUCCUCAAACCUCUGCCACCUCAUCUAGUCAAACCACUGCUGACAAAAGUCCAUCCUCUGUGGAUAAAAGUCAACCCAUUUUUAGCCCCAUUCCACCCAUACCUCCACCUCCAUUCCAAAUAGAUGUUGGCUCUUCAAAAUUGCCAAUAGAUGUUAGCUCAGAUGAUUCACAUCUACAGCCUUCAUCUCUCAAUGCCAUCAUUCCAUAUAAGGGAGAUCUAAUCUACCUUAAAAGUCAUCCACCAGACCAAGUUAUUGGAAACGUCAAUGAAGGGGGCUAUGUCUCUUUCUACUCCACAACCCUCCACUCAAAUUCCACCAACAAUUUUACCUUGUUUGAUGCAAUUGAAACUCAGACACAAAUUAGUCCCUCUCAUUCACCUGUUAAAGAGAGCACACUUCCAUAUGUGACUGAGAUUGAGAAAAAUCAAUCUGCUAGCCCACAAACAGCUGAGGCGGCUACACCCCAUGAGUUACAUGUUACUCUUGGUGGUAGUUCAAGUGAAGCAGCCACUACAACUGAUGAAACACCAAUUUUUCAGUUGGACAGUGGCUACAUCUAUAAGUCUUCCUUGAAGGCAACAACUGUUGAGGGUACAAUCGUAAACUCUGUUCCAAUUGGAAGUCCCUAG
This is a messenger RNA of Helianthus annuus (common sunflower), 1221 nucleotides long. Its product is annotated as transcription factor SFL2-like. Bases 1 to 1221 code for a protein of 406 amino acids. The record is from RefSeq and is a predicted model, not a curated record. NCBI's taxonomy places the organism in Eukaryota, Viridiplantae, Streptophyta, Magnoliopsida, Asterales, Asteraceae. The transcript is spliced from 3 exons.